AUGCCAACAAACCCGUUCAAGGAAUUCAUGCGUCUGAUUCCAGCAAGUGCCGGGCUUCUUCAUACCAUAAUUUCGGUUGCCGCUUUGCACAAAGCCCAACGACAACAUACAUUACCUGACAUCGACUCCUCUAUUACUCCUCAACAAAAGUUCUUGACAGUAUCUGCACCUAUUCCCGAGUUCUACGAUGCAUUAUUAUACAAACAGCAAGCAUUGUACCACCUCCGAAAGGAAUUCUUGGACCCCAAUGUCUGCAAUCACGACGGAGCAAUUGCUUCUAUGUUAGUGUUUAUCUGGCUUGAGCUCAUGGAUUCUGGACGAGAUUCAUGGAAAUAUCACCUAACUGCUCUGAGGGGAAUUGUUCAAGCAGCCCUUGUCCCAACAGCAAACAGCGAUGCAGGCUUCACGUCUACAUAUUGGAGCGGCUGUGAGUAUUUUGAAAUGAUUUUCGCCAAUUACGAAAUUCUGGGCUCAACAUUCGUCAAGCCUUCACAGCCAUAUCAGCCAUUAUUCACCACAAUGUCAACGAUGGAUAUCUUGAAGCUCUGUGAGUCCCAGACAUGGGUUGGCUGUCCCGCAGAGCUUCUCCACUUGAUAUCACUGGUCAACACCAUUCCUGAAAGUGACGAGCACUGCAUUACGUUGAAGUCAUAUGUCGCUUCCCAACUACGGAGUUUCUCGCCUCAUAGAUGGUCAAUUGCAAACUCCAAUAUUUCGCAUAUGAUGCCCCGGUUUCACUUUGCCUGUGUCUAUAAAGAGGCUAUUGCUAUCUAUGUUUCUCAAGUUACGGCUAGGUGGACUGCAGAGCAAUUUUCCGCGGUUUAUGUGAAGACUCUGCUUGAUUCAACUAUUCAACAUCUUUGCUCUAUCAAUCCCGGGGAUCCCUUCUUCAAAGCGCUGGUGUGGCCUGCCUUUGUCAUUGGUGCCGAGGCCAGGAAUGAAGACCAAAGAAAAGCCAUCUUGGAGGUUACUGGGCAUUUGUGGACAGCCUGGAGAGCUGGCAAUGUGCGAAAUGCAGUACAUGUGUUGAAAGAAAUCUGGGCGCGGGGAGAUCGUGAGAAUUGGUCCACGCCGUGGAUAGAAUACCUAUAUGAAUGGGGCGAGGAUUGGAUGUUUGUUUAA
Molecule: messenger RNA, 1122 nt
Organism: Penicillium soppii
Lineage: Eukaryota; Fungi; Ascomycota; Eurotiomycetes; Eurotiales; Aspergillaceae
Exons: 2
Coding region: 1-1122 (373 amino acids)
Biological process (GO): positive regulation of transcription by RNA polymerase II
Cellular component (GO): nucleus
Molecular function (GO): DNA-binding transcription factor activity; transcription cis-regulatory region binding
Source: RefSeq, a predicted model, not a curated record